Molecule: messenger RNA, 2271 nt
Organism: Penicillium riverlandense
Lineage: Eukaryota; Fungi; Ascomycota; Eurotiomycetes; Eurotiales; Aspergillaceae
Gene: dbp7
Product: putative ATP-dependent RNA helicase
Exons: 1
Coding region: 1-2271 (756 amino acids)
Biological process (GO): ribosome biogenesis
Cellular component (GO): nucleus
Molecular function (GO): ATP binding; nucleic acid binding
Source: RefSeq, a predicted model, not a curated record
AUGGCAGACGAUGGAAUGCUCCUGAACUUUGCCAUUGGCGACAACGUCAUAAAGCCCGAAGCCAAGUUCAAGGGAGGGACGUGGCGAGACCGUUUAAGCGCAAAGAAGCGCUCGCAACACCUGCCCAAAGAAGGCGGCGGCGUUGCAAGUGCCCGCAACGCAGCCUCAAAAAACCCGAACCACAUUCAGGUCCCUUCAUCGCGACCUGCCAAGCGCCAAAAGACAGCCGGCGCUUUUGAUCUUGACUUAAACGAGGCUGAACGGUCCCGACCGCAGCAGCAACGGCAACAAAAGCCCCGCCAGAUCGUGUCGUCCCUGUUCUCCUUCAACCCGGAGCGUCAGAAUGCAGAACAGCCACAGCCGGAGGAGGAAGCGGAGGAGGCUAAGCCGACCAACGCACCGCUGAUUGAUGGGCUGGACACUUUUACGAACCUGGGUCUAUCACCGAAUCUCGCCGCGCAUCUGCUCACGAAGCUGGAGCUGAAGGCACCGACCGCAAUUCAAAAGAGCUCGAUUACGCAGUUGUUGAAGGAGGAAAGUGAUGCCUUUAUUCAAGCGGAAACUGGUUCCGGCAAGACAUUGGCCUAUUUGUUGCCUCUGGUGCAACGAAUUAUGGCUCUCUCGAAAGCGGCAAAUGACCACAAUACCCAAAACGGCGUACACCGUGACAGCGGCUUAUUUGCAAUUAUCCUGGCCCCGACACGGGAACUCUGCAAGCAGAUCUCUGUGGUGCUGGAAAAUCUGCUCCGGUGUGCGCACUGGUUGGUAGCGGGGACGGUGAUCGGAGGCGAGAAAAAGAAGUCGGAAAAGGCACGGCUGAGAAAAGGCUUGAAUAUCCUCGUGGCUACUCCAGGACGUUUGGUGGAUCAUCUGGAUAAUACACAGGUUCUGGAUGUCAGUAAUGUUCGGUGGCUGGUCCUGGAUGAGGGAGAUCGCUUGAUGGAUCUCGGCUUUGAGGAGGAGCUACAGGGCAUUGUCAGGAAGCUGGAUGCCAGACAACGGCCCAGUCGUGUUCCCGGGGUACCGACGCGCAGGACAACGAUUCUGUGUUCGGCGACGUUGAAGAUGAACGUUCAGCGGCUCGGCGAGAUCAGUUUGAAGGAUGCGGUACACAUCAAAGCCGACCCAGAGGACGAGGAUGGGGAAACCACGGCAAAAAGAAGCGAAGAGGAUGCUUUCCUCGUCCCGGCACAGCUGAAGCAGUCUUAUGCAAUUGUGGCAGCAAAGUUACGAUUGGUCUCAUUGACGGCCUACUUGAAGAGAACGUUCAUCCGGAAGGGUUCCGUGAUGAAGGCAAUUGUCUUUGUGUCUUGUGCCGACUCGGUGGAUUUCCAUUUCGAGGUAUUUACAAGGAAGGCAGCAAACCAAGAGAAGAAUAGCGACAACGAGGAAGAGGAUAACGAAGACAAGAACCUCGAACUAUCGCCCCAUGGCACCAUUGCUCACGCCACGGCCUUCUCCAACCCAUCGAACUCCGUCAUUUUGCACAGACUGCAUGGCUCGCUGCCCCAGCAAGUACGAACUGCCACCCUCAAAUCAUUCGCGAACAGUAAUGAGACCUCGGUGCUCAUUUGCACUGAUGUCGCCGCCCGAGGCCUGGACUUGCCCAACGUCGACCUGGUCAUCGAGUACGACCCCGCCUUCAGCUCUGACGAUCACCUCCACCGAAUUGGACGUACAGCACGUCUAGGCCGAGACGGCCGCGCCCAGAUCUUCCUGCUGCCGGGCAGUGAAGAGAACUACGUGGACAUCCUCAAACGCAGCUAUCGCGACGGCGGGAAAGCGCUGACUCACACUGACGCCACGGAGAUCCUAAAGCGCGGAUUCGGCAGCAACAACAAGUCCGACAACAGGAACUGGGAGGAGAAAGCCACGGAUUGGCAACUGGACGUGGAGCGCUGGGCGCUGGAGAACCCGAAGUACCUUGAGAUGGGGCGGCGGGCCUUCCAGUCUCAUAUCCGGGCCUAUGCAACUCACGUUGCGGCAGAACGCACCAUGUUCAACAUUAAGGAACUUCACCUGGGACACCUGGCCAAGAGCUUCGCCUUGCGUGACCGGCCGGGCAAGAUUAAUGUGCCUGGCCUACGGCCUGGAAAGGAAGACACGAAGAAAGAUUUCAGGGCGGAGCGGAGAGGAGUCCCAGGAAACAAGCGGAAGGCCGGUGGGGACGACGAUGGGCCGUCCACGACCACCCCGAACGAUGCCGCAAGGAAGAUGAGGGCCAAGAUGAGGGAGCAGAUGGCUGGGGCGAGCGAGUUCAACUUGGCUUGA